AUGGUGAAGCCAUCAGUAAAACUCCAUAUCCUACCAUGUAGAAGUACAGACUCCCUUGAAAUAAACAAAGGGAACCCUCUUUAUAUAGGAAUAAAGAACCAUCAUCUCUGUCUGUGCUGUGUGGAGAGUGACAGACAUGCCAUAUUAAAUCUGGAGGAGAAGGACAUAAUAGAAUUGUACCAGUCAGAGAAGACACAGAAACCUUUUGUCUUUUACCAAAAGAAGACUGGAAGCACCUCUACCCUUGAGUCAGCUGCCUGUCCUGGCUGGUUCAUCUGUACCUCGAAUAAGAUGGGAGAACCUGUGAAGAUGACCAAGGACCUGGGUCAACAAAAUAAUACAGCAUUCUAUUUAGAGAGAUUUAUGGACUAG
This is a messenger RNA of Dromiciops gliroides (monito del monte), 372 nucleotides long. RefSeq names its product interleukin-36 beta-like. Gene Ontology annotation, biological process: inflammatory response to antigenic stimulus; cytokine-mediated signaling pathway; positive regulation of gene expression. The transcript has 3 exons. The coding region runs from base 1 to 372 and encodes 123 amino acids. The record is from RefSeq and is a predicted model, not a curated record. Gene Ontology annotation, molecular function: interleukin-1 receptor binding; cytokine activity. NCBI's taxonomy places the organism in Eukaryota, Metazoa, Chordata, Mammalia, Microbiotheria, Microbiotheriidae.